Molecule: messenger RNA, 712 nt
Organism: Astrephomene gubernaculifera
Lineage: Eukaryota; Viridiplantae; Chlorophyta; Chlorophyceae; Chlamydomonadales; Astrephomenaceae
Source: the annotation of a GenBank genome assembly
CGAGCAGCGGUUGCAGCAGCUGGGGGCGGCACGUCGGGGGACCCGGAGCGGGCUUACAGCGGCUUACAUCCUGCGGGUGCAGUGGGUGCUGUCUUCACGAACGCAGCGGCCCCGUCGGAGUUCCCAGCUGCAGCGCCGCCGCCAACAUCAACAGCGGUAACAAUCAGGCCGGAACAAACAGCAGCAGCAGCAGCCCCGAUCGGCUGCAGUAGCACAGCACAUGCGGGGCGUGCGGGUUGUGUUACCGGUACCGGGCCCAGAGCAGCCAACGAGCAGCCACAACCGCACCACAACGAAGACAGCGCUCCUCCUGCUAACGGUCCUCCUCCUUCAUCAGUGGCGGCUCGCCCGCCCCGCGCCGUCACCCUGCCAUCUACCAUGGCAUCCUGGCAGAACCCUGCACCUACCCAACCUCUCCGUCCAGCGGAUGCCUCCGGCCCACCCCCACCCCCACCCCCGCCACCGCCACCGCCUCCACCCCCGCCCCCGCCUCCACCUCAGCCCUCCCAUGGCAUCGCACUGCCGCUGCGGGUGCUGGAACAGCGGCUGAGCAACCUGCUGCAGUCCCUGGGGGUGGCAGCGUGCCUGUUCGCCACACCCGCCAUUCGGCAGAUCCCGCAGGCAGUCCUGUGGGGCUACUUUGCAUUCAUGGCCAUCGAGUCGUUCCAGGGCUCCCAACUAGUCGACCGGCUGCUGCUGCUGCUCACCGACC